This is a messenger RNA of Bacillus rossius redtenbacheri, 14244 nucleotides long. RefSeq names its product zinc finger protein 260-like. Gene Ontology annotation, molecular function: RNA polymerase II cis-regulatory region sequence-specific DNA binding; DNA-binding transcription repressor activity, RNA polymerase II-specific; zinc ion binding. NCBI's taxonomy places the organism in Eukaryota, Metazoa, Arthropoda, Insecta, Phasmatodea, Bacillidae. Gene Ontology annotation, cellular component: nucleoplasm; nucleus. The coding region runs from base 180 to 2075 and encodes 631 amino acids. The transcript has 9 exons. The record is from RefSeq and is a predicted model, not a curated record. Gene Ontology annotation, biological process: regulation of transcription by RNA polymerase II.
GUGUGGUCUGAGUGGAUAUCGAACAGGGUGUGUUCCAUAUAUAUUUAUAUUUUUUUGGUUGUGUCAUUCUGUAGAACAAGUGUUUUUGGAAGGGUUCCAUGAGUUAAAGCAAGUAAACAUAAUGGAAUCGAAACAUGAGUGUUUACUGUAAAUGGGAUUCCAAUUAGAUUUAAUAGAAAAUGGCUCCUCGAGAAAAGGAUGUAGAUGAUUACUGUCGGCUCUGUGCCCUCGAAGUGAAAAAUGGUUUGAUAAUUUACAGCAGUGAGGGAAUUACGCUGAGCCUUGAGGAAAAGAUUGUACAAUGUCUCCGAAUAGAGGUGUCCAAGGAUGACAUGCUGCCCAAGAAGGUGUGCGAGCCGUGCCACGUGAGGCUGGAGGACUGCCACAGGUUCGCGGAGCAGGCGAGCGAGGUCCAGCACACGCUGCAGCUGCUCCUGCAGAUGGCUCCAUCUGCAGCUAAGUCAGACAAAGAGUCUGACAUAAAAGAUGAAAUCGACGAUGUUCACGUGAAGGAAGAAAUGGUAGACUUGCCACUGGAUGUUACCUUGGACUCUGAUGUAGACAGUCAUACUGACAACAAAGAGACCAUCGAUGAUGAACAUAGCACGGAAGAUGUGCGGAGCACCACUGCAUCGCCGUCGCCAGGUAACGAACAGGAGACGACGCCCUCCCCGCGAUGCGACAGGCGCCGCAAGAUGCUGCAACCCCAGAGGGCAUCCAAGCGCCGUCGAAGCUCUGCCCAGUCGGUGAAGUACACGCCUAGCUCGUGCGAGGACAGCGACGAGGAGCGGCCGGGUCCCGAGCAGGUCAAACACGAGGAGGAAUACCAGGAGGACGAAGAAGAACAACAACAACACGAGGAAGAGGCUCUGCAGGAACUGAAGCUGGAAGACGACGAAAUGGACGAGCUGAGUUCUCUCAGGGAUGUUGGGCUGCAGGAAGAUGGAAGGACAGCAGGUGAGACAGCUGAUGAUUCACACGUGAGUGCCAAUCCUCAGGACUGGCGGAAGACCCACUGGGGCAUCAAGUGUGACCACUGUGAACAGCUGUUCCCAUUCAAGUCCCAUUUCGACAGCCACUACCGGUCGACCUACGGCAAGAAACCCGUUUACAUGUGUUCCUUCUGCAACAAGACGAUGGAGAAGUACUCUACCUUCCGCUCGCACUGCUAUCGCCACGUCACGGAGGGCCGCUUUAGGUGCGAGCACUGCGAGAAGGGGUUCAGUCUGCGCAGCUUGCUGCGUGUGCACGUGCUGGCCAAGCACACGACGGUGAAGCCCUUCAUCUGUGAGGAGUGCGGCAAGGGCUUCGUCACCCGCCCGGGCCUCAACAUCCACCAGAAGAAGCACAAGUUCAGCGAGCGGGCAGACUUCCCGUGCAAAGAGUGUGGCAAAAUCCUUCACACGAGGGGCGGGCUCACGGCGCACCAGAAUGUCCACCGUCUGGGCCGGCGUUUCAUGUGCGACGUGUGUGGCAAGACGUUCACGCAGAAGGUGAACAUGCAGCAGCACGUGAAGCACCACACGGGCGAGCGGCCGUACGCCUGCGAGAAGUGCGGCAAGUGCUUUGCGGAGAAGUCCCACCUGAACCGACACUACAGCUUCCACAGUGAGAAGCGACCGUUCCAGUGCAAGGUGUGCAUGAAGAACUACAAGACGGAACGUUGCCUCAAGGUGCACUCGAUGGUGCAUACAGAUGCCCGGCCGCACGUGUGCACCUACUGCAGCAAGGGCUUCCUCAGCACCACCAAGCUCAAGCAACACUACAACAUCCACACGGGCGAGCGGCCGUACGCUUGCAAGUUCUGCGAGCGCACGUUCACCAACUACCCCAACUGGCUGAAGCACACGCGGCGGCGGCACAAGUCGGAGCCCGGCGCCAUGCGCACGGGCCAGGCCGUGGCGCAGGCCCCAGGGCCCCUGGGCCCGGGGGCGCCGGUGUGCGAGCUGCCGGACGAGAGCUUGCAGUCGGCCGUGUGCCUGGGCGACCCCGGGGGUGCCCCGUACCUGUACGCCCAGCCACAGGGACCGCUCUUCCCGGACCACAUGCUGGGGCUACACAUGCUGCCCAUGUGAUUGCACAGAGGCAGCUGUAGCCAACUGCCAAGUACAUCGUAACAACUAAUUAUUUUACAUUCAUGCAUUUUGUAUUUAAUGAAUGUCGAAGCAUUCAGUUUGAAGGUGGUCAUGUUUGUGAUAAUUAAACCACUCAGAGAUUGUGUACAAUUAGUAAAAAUGUGGUAUAGAACACGGAAAUUAAGAAAAAAAUGAUAAUGGUAUUUUUUUUUUGUUAAAACAAUUAUUGAAUUAGUGCUGGGCCGAUAUUAGUUUCAUUUUUGCAGAUAUUAAUAAAAUUCUAAUUAGAAGUUUAUAAACCGGAGCCGACUUUUGUCGGAAAAUUAAUUACUAUUCAGUUGAAUAACAUUCUGACCAAUGGGUCAUUAUUAGGGAUGGUGAUUUUUCGUUUUCGCGAAAUAGAUGCGAAAAUAUGCUAAAUCAUAUUUUUUCCACUAUAAAAUGCGAAAUCAAGACUAUUCCGAGAUAAAUGCGAAAUCAAGGUAAAAAAACGUAGAUUUCUCUUCACUCUACACAAUUUAUUUACCGAUUGUAUUUAGUUUCAGUUCAGUAUUAAAAGAAACCAUCAUUUGAUGGCGUAUUCAGCACAAGUAUCUUAUUGUCACGUCAUUCACAACAACUAUUGUUCGUAAAUAUGAAUGAAGAAUGGCCAUACGUGCCUCACGAUUGUAAACAAAGCAAAGAAAAACUAGCUGGAAGAUUGUCCGUUAUCUUGCAGAGUACAAGUUUUUAGGCCACCAUAUUGCGACAUCUCUGCUUCGCGGCGCCCAUUUUCUCGCUGUGUUUCACGUGAAAGCCGCAUUCUUGUGUAGUCUGUGGAAAGUGGUGUGUUUACAAAUACACUGGAGUCCCGUUAUAGCGAGGUGUCACGGUUCCGGGUUUGAUCCUCGCUAUAACCGUGUCCUCGCUAUAACCGAAUUGGACAGAUUUUGGCCCCCAAAAAAUAAAAAUUAACCGAAAAUAGCAUAAAAAUUGGGUUUAAACCUGUAUAAUUGGAAAAUAACAGGUUAUAUGAACGAAAUAUUAAUUUCUGUGGGCAGAUGUGUGAAUUCUCUUUAAAACGAUAACCCACAAGUACGGAUGCAAUCACCAAUUGCGUCAAAAUAACCAGAAUACCCUAACACGCCACGUAAGUAUAGCAUCUCAGCCCGCAAUCGACUACUCGACUUGGCCCGCGGCCGACGUAGCAUUGUGCUGCUAUCUAUUGUCGACGCGGGCUGUCUGCUGGCGGCCAUGUUGGUUCGGGAUGUUGCUAACAGGCGGCGCUAAUGUAGCGCGACAAUUUAAUUCCUUACAGAAAAGCAGGAGUGUGGCAAUGCACGUACGCCUCAAAACGAAAUAGUCGCUGGAAAACUAUUCUUUUUUCAUUUAAAGAAACCUGUUAACUUUUUUAGAAAAUAAAUUUAAAUUAAACUCAAACUGGACAGAUACCCCAACAACUGACCGAAACAAAAGUUACAAGAAAACUGUCCUAGCUAUUCGGAAAUCAAUACGGUAGUGCCUUCUAUUUGUCGGAUAGUAAAAUAAAUAACGUGACGUGAUUGUAAAUGUGUCACGACUGAAAUAAUUCCAAAAAUUGUAUAAAUAUUUGUGUAUUAUUAACGCGAUCAAUUAGCAACAAGUAUAAAGACGGCUCUGACUUUUUGGCCUAACAUAGUUAUAAACAAUGUUAUUAUUCGUUAAUGAAAAAGUCCCAAAAAAUUAAUUAAGAGCAUUUAUAUUUAAAAAAAAGUCCACAUUGUUAUAUUUAAUGGCGGGAAAAAAUAGAUUUUCUCUAUUUUCUAAAUAAUAAGAAAUGCGUAUAAGUAUAUGUAUAGUCAAAGGCUUGGUUUAUUCGAGUCGAGCAUACCUGAAGCCAGCCAGUGAUGCUGUGACUGUGAAGUCGCACGCACGCACUGAGUUUGGGCGUUUGGAUGAUAGCCGGCUUAUCUUGUAGCGACGUAGUCAGAAACGAAACAAAGGGACUGCACUCUUUGUAGCCUAGCGGUUGCAUUACACACGCACAUAUCCCCAGCACGUUCAGCAUUUGUUAUACUGAGUUCACAGGAAUAGAAUAAUAAUAAUGAACAGACAACUAACGGAAGUUUGAUAAAAGAAAGGAUGGGAUUCUAUUUUUAAAGCCACGUACUUAGGUGGCGACUGCGAGGUUGAAGAAUGUGACAGGUGUCAACGGCAAGAUGUCUAAGGGUUGGAGAUAAAGCUGACAAACCACCAAAGCGCGCUUCACGCGAUCACGCUAUAAAUUCUUCAAAAAGACCUCGUUAUAGCCGUUUUCUCUCUAUUACCGUGCUCGCUAUAACGAGAUUCUAGUGUACGUGCAUACUCGUGAAUGUGUUGUUUAAUGUUAUUUCCCGUGGUAAAAAUGGGACGAAACGUAAUUUCCAUUCGCGAUCGCAUAAAUGAAUACGAAAGUGAACAGUUCUACGAAAGUGAUACAAAUAUUUUAAUGUGCAAUUUAUGUAAUCACCGUCUGGAAUGGAAAAAAAAAAAGAUGUACUUGAAAAGCACAUUAAAUCUGAGGGACAUCAGGCUGCACAAAAAAGAUUCACUGAGAAAUCGGAUGAAGAAAAAAAGUCAGUAAAAUGGCAAGCAACGGUUUCUGGCAUGAUCGAAAACCAAAAGGCGAAAAUUGAAAAAACAAAAAAAAAAUUGAAAAAACGAGUUUCAAUAACAUUAUUUGUGCACUCUACAUCAACUAUGGCCAUGAACACGGCUAAAAAAUAUUUAUUGUAAUUUUAAGUAUUCAAUUUAUUGCACUGGUGGGUAUCAUAUUUACCCACAGAAGAGUCGCCUUUGCAUAUAAAUUGGAUCAUAAAAAUACAACCUUUUUGCCGUAAGGGUCGCCCUCAAUUAAGUGUCGGACCAUAUAUCUGUCUACAUUAAAGUACAAGUGAAGUCUGUUCCGUAUCUCAGCUUAUUGGUGCGUAAGAAAUAUGGCACUGGUGUUAAUCUUUGAUCCUCUUUUUGUUUGCUUUCUGUGCUUCUGUUUUUCUGUGUAGAAGGGAUUGAGGUCAGCCCACAAUUCUCCACCUCUCCCCCGGCUAUUGUAUUUUUUUAAACCACUCCACUUUCAGUAAAGAAAAAAAAGGCAGCAAGCUACCUUUUCUUGUCAGUUUCUUUUAUAAAAACUAGCACGCACGCACCUUACCUUUGGUGAGAAAUUUGUGCGGGAGCUGAAGAAUGUAAAAAGCUGGGCCUUGAAGUGCGGCUUUCAAAGCACCAACCACCAACGAUGGCUGUAAUUUUGUCAUGGAAUGUUGCAUCCUAAAAACCUGUCGAAAUAGACACGUGGAGAUUGUGCCAGUUCACGGACAUUUACAAGUGUGGGGUAGGGCGGGAGGGAGGGAUAACUGCCAACACCGCUACAGGGCCUCAUGCACUCACAGAACACAUACAUACAAACUCGCUGGUUUAUUUUAAGAUUUUCCCCCCUCCAGCCGAAUGCCAGCCCAGCAAGUCACAUCACUGCGAAUGGUUCGGCGGCCGGGCAGACGUUGCACAAUGGUGUUAUUCACAGUGCUUUUCACGCACUGCUAGGAUAUUUUAACUAAGCAAUUUAUACUUACUCGUAUAUAUACUUAUUAAAAAUCAACACAGUAAAGUUAUUUACAUACAUAUUCAAGACACCGCAAUUAUAAUUUUUUUCCUCAAAGUUAUAAAUUCACAUAAAAAGUCACACUACACUUUUUUAAACUAAAAAUCUGCAUAAAAUAUGUGACCCAUACCCAUACGUGAGUAGAUACGGUAAGUCAAUAUGACUCAUCAGAACCUAACAAAAGGUGUAACACUCAGGAGCAGGGCAAGAGAAAGUGGGAAUAUUAGUAGUACCACACUCUUCACUCUUGGGAUAGCUUUAAUGAAGGUGUUCAACACUGUUGCAUUUUUUGUCGUGCUGGAAAAAACAAACUGUUUUCUCUCAAACUCAUUAUUUCAUUCUUAGAUUCCACCUAAGACAUGGACACUAGUCAAUAAAGAAUUUCACUAGAACCCCGAUCUUAUGUAUGCUCAUGGUUCCAAUGAUUGCAUUUGUAAAAUCACUAUUGGGGGUGGCCCGUUUUCACUCCUCCUCCCCUUCUCUCCCGAAGAAAAAUAUUGUUUAACUUUUUGAACCAAAUAAAUCUUGUAUUAUUGUGUGUAUUUGGUGUUAAUAACUAAAGUAUCAUUAAAUAUUAAAUACUAUUAAAGCAAUGAAAAAAAUAAUCUCCGGCUACGGCGUGUGAACGUGGAAUGCACGCUGGCCCUCGCCAACAGGCAAACAGGCGGCCGCUCACUCGCCCCACCACCCACCCUCCUCGCCGCUUCGUCCGGUUUCCGAUGCUUGCGUCUCUCCUGUAGCAAACAUUAAAAAAUAUCUACUGUACAUUACAGCAUGUCAAGUGGUGUAUUCGUACCUGCCUCUCUUACACAUUGUUAUUCCUAUAAUCACAUGAGUAGUGAUCUCUUCUAGUUUUCAACAGCACUACUACUACCAACCUGGUUGUAUUUUGUUGUAGGUGUACACAUUUAAGACAUUUCUCACCUAAAAUAAACAAGCGAACCACGUACAGAAGCAUGUAGUAUUUAGCCUAGUUCUCCUGCUUCAUACUUUGCCACCACUGAUACUUUUCUCCUCCCCUCUUUUAUUAAUACUACCCAAGGAAAUGCCAGCAUUCAUUCCUUAUGGGAGAGAUGGAGGAGGGGUGAUAAGAGCAACAGAAAUACUACUGAUUAGAAUCCACUUGCCCAAGGCUUGGUUGAUUAGCUGGAAGCUUCUCCUUUUCGGCUUUAUAACUUAAAUUUUAACAGCUCACCAUUAAAAUUGAUUAAAAAUGCACAUUACCAGAAUCAAGGGGAACAAGCACAUACCUAGUUCCAUUUACACCUACACUGUUUCAUAAAAGUGGUCAUAGGCGUAUGUGGUUAAGGAAAACACUGCGCUGUAAUGACAAACGCAUUCAUUAAAAACACACUGUACAUUUUAAUGUGAGAAACCCCCGUGAAUUUUUCUGAAAGUAAUUGUGAUUUAUUUGUUCGUCUAGAAGGUUGAAAUAAGCAUAUGCAGUUGAUAAACUAUGAUCGGUGCCUACAAACAGCGUCACGUGUGUCAUAUUUGAGCACUGUUUACUGGCGAACCUCCCCAGCAGACGGGAGGAAUGUGACAUGUGUUAAGAUAAUACGUACUGUGGGUUGCUGGCGAUUAGCUCAAGGGAAGGAAGUCACUGCUGAUCAUCUUUUCUUUCUUCUCUCUUGCUGUACACGGUUGCAGUUGCUAUGCGUCAUGUGCCGCAACUGUUGGAAUGCGGAGGGAAAUGUGAGUAUAGUUCAUUUGCGGUAAAAUAAAUAUUUUUAUGGCCCUGCUAAAUAAAUUUUUCCUUUAAAAAAAUUUCAAAGUUUGUGGUUUUCCAUCAGAAAUGCCACAUGUGACUAAUAAACACAGUAUGCAUACCUAUUCCAUGUUUUUUUUUAAAUUUAAUUUAAUGUCUGAUGCCAUAACAACUUGUACAAACUUUACUAACAAUAAAUGGUUCUUGCAUGGGCCUUACAAAUAUAUACGUAUAUAUAUUUUUUUAUACCAGGAAUAGACUAUACAUGGUGUUUUGACUUUCGUGGGGAUGUUUACAGUUUCUCAUGGAAAGGCUGUACAAGGGGAGUGAAUGUUGGAAUGUUGAGAGGGGGAGACGAGAUGUUACAUGUCUCUGAGAGGAAUGAGCUUUAGUAAACCAGGAGAGAGAGGGGUAAGCCAUUUGUCAUGAUGGUGCCGCUGCUGUCAGCCUACCUUUGCGCGCACCCAUUUACGUCUCAGAAGCUACCGCUGCUACAUUAUUAAAGGAAAUGUAUUCUUCCUCUUCCUGUUUUUUUUUGGUUCUUCUUAUAGGAACAUAAUUGAGAGUAUUAAAGCACUCACAUAAUAUGUGCUGUGUGUUGAACAAAUAACCAAUUUUAAUUUUUAUAAGUUUACACUGUGAUUUUUUUCAUUUUUUAAAAUAUAUUUUGGUGUUAAAAGUUUCCGACUUUUUGAUGGUCCCAAAAAAUGUAUUCGUAAAAUAGCUGCUUCGUAAAUUCAGAGUUCUAGUGUAUUUACUACACUUUGUAAUAGGAAUAUUUAUGUAGCCUACAAAUGUCAUAUCCUUCCAUCUGUUAAGUUUUGCUUCUAAUGUGCAUGGUGACCAUGCACACUUUUUUUAAUAUUGCUCAGUUUAACAGAACCAUGGAAUAAAAGUGAAAAAGACUCCUUAGGAAAAAAAUUCCAAUUACUGGAUCACUGUGAUUUUGUGUCGAGUCCACAAAAAUCUGUGAUUAAAUUUCCCUGACUUUCUAUAGCAAAAAUUUCAAAUUCAUCACACUAUUUUUUUUAAAAUUGUUGAAUACUUAUGCAAUAAAAAUAAAAUCCAGCCUCCGCCAUCUCCGUAGCGGACUAGCUUUCUAUCCACUGCUUUUAUUUCUUUUCAUAUAUUUUUUUGAACAACAUUAUUUGCAAAAAAAAAAAGAUAUAUACAUAUAAUGAAAAAAUACACAGUAUGAAUGUUUUACGAAAAAAUAAAUAAAAUUUAUAAAGUGCUUGCUAUGCCCUUUUAGUUUGUGUAUGGGCAUGACUCUGCACUAAGUAAAACAUCAUCUGAAAAAAAAACAAAAAAACUUCCUCAGUCUUGGUUUUUGCAGACCGGAGCAUGACAUUUCCCCCUCAAAUUAUUAUCACAAAGGAAUUCACGUAACUUUUUCAGGAUGUAAAUGAAAUUCCUUGAUUAAAUCUAACUUUCAUGUAUUACCAGAAUGUGGACACCUAAUAUUAAUUAAUUUUACCUGACAUUUCAAAAUUCUCAAAAUUUGUAUGAUCUUGACAGCCAAGAAACAUGUAAUGAGUUUUUGUGAUAGAAAUGCAAACCAUUUCUUGAAGUAGCCAGUGGCAUUGCAGUUAAUCCUAAAAAGUUUCAGUUCUGCAAUAAAUUAAAUUCUCAUUAUUUGUACAACCCAAAAAGAUUAAAAAUGUAACUUUGGCAGCUAGUUAUGCAAAAAGUAUGCGACUAUAUAUAUUUUUCAUUUCGUGAGAUUUAAACGAUUGAAAAUGUCUAAAAGUUGAUCAGUGAUUAACAUAAAUCUAAAAUCAUGACCUGGAACGGGUCAUACACCCUUAAAUGUUGCUCACAAAUUUGGUUACUAUUAACUCCUUUGUUAAUUUUUUUUUUUUUUUAAAUUUGGGUUCAAUUUUUUGUAAUAGUAUUGUUAUUGUAAAUACAGUGGAACCUAUUAUAUAUUUUCACAUAUCUACAAAAUAUUUAACAGUCAGUAUUAAUUAUGUUCAUUAGUUCAUUAUUAAGUACCAAAACCUGGGUAUUUUCAUGUAUACUGUAAUGAAAUUUAUCUGUACAUACAUUCAAAAUGUAGCAUGAGCACAUGCAAUUGAAUGUAUGUAUUAUUGUAUGUGGAUACAAGUGUUUUGAAAUCAUACUCUUGCCAUGUUUAUAAGAUGAAAUUAGUAUUAUUUAUCUUAGUUGUAAAUACGUAAUCAAUGCAAUAUGUGAUUAUAUUUUUAAAAUAAUACAAAGGUUUUGUGUAAAUCAAGUUUUUCGGAUAGCUUGAUCUAAAAGUAUAAGGAAUUUAAAUUAAAUCCUGAUUUUGAGAUUGGGAACUGGAAUAGGAAUUGGUAGAUAUUAGAAAUCGGCCCAACACUAACUAAAAAUUUCUUGAAUCAUCCUUUUUAAAUUUGGCAUUUAAAAACAUAAGUUUGCAUUACAUGAAUAGUACACCAAAAAGUAGAAACCCAUAUGAAUUUUUGUAGUGGUAGUACGUAUUUAUAGGUGGACAUUGUCUAAAUUUUUUCAUUAAAUUUUUAUAGGUCAGCAUUCUAUGUUAACAAAAAUAUUUGUACGUAGUUAAUUUCUAGAGGACUAGUUGUGUGUUGAUGGAACUUUUCUACAAUGCUGUAUUACCUGUGUUAAAUCUGAUACCUGAUACGUUCAGGUCAUUUGUACUGUCUGAGACACGGCCAUCACUACGGGGUGUCUCAGUAGUUUGAUAUUUCACAUUCCAAGUUGUGCUGCACAGUUUAGGUCAAACGUGCAAGACUGAUGUAUGUAUUAGAACCGAGUCUGCUGCUCAUAUGUUCAAACUUCCUGAUAUAGUCAAUGUAUAGAGACAUCGGAGACAAUUUACGUGAACAUUUCAGAUAGUAAAACCGGUAUGAGCUGGCUAAAUUGAAAUGUUACUUUCACAAGUGCUGGCAGUAUGUUUUAUUUAGUUAAACCUUGUUUUAAUGAAUAUUCACUUCCCUAAGAGUCGUCUGUGUGACCAACUUGAGUGUACUAAAUGAUACAACCAAAUUUCUAACUUAUUUAGAAACAAACUAAAUUGCAUAUAAAACUUAUUUAUUCAUUAAAUGACUUUUUUUUUUGCAAGUCUCAGUUGGGAAAAUUAGAUGUUCAGAUUAUCAGUUUAUUUCAUAAUUUGAUGUGUUGUAAGUAAAAUUACACCCUAACUGUACAGAAGCUUAGGUCAAAAUAGGCAGAAAACUGGGUCAGCUGACUAGCAUGUGGUGUGAGAAAGCAUAUGCUUUACUGUUUAGAAAAUGAGGCAGCGAAACAUUUUUAAUAUUAUAAUGGGCAGACCUGUUUUUAUGAAAACUAUAAUUUACAAUAGAUAUUGGUUAGCCUGUAAAUUUCCAAAAUAUCACAAAGAGUUACAGUUUCACUGAUCAGUAAAUACCAUGCUUUUUCUUUACAGCUCAACCUUGAUAAAGAUCUGUGAACGACUGAUGGUUGUGAUGUCACUGCAAAAUGCUUGGUUUACAAAACAGAGUUUUAUGCAUUAUGCCCACAUGAAGAGGGUUAGGGCAAAGCAUUCUUAUUUCUUCAGACUCCAGACAAGCAAAGUGCAACGAAGGAAAAGGUAGCAGCAAAGAAUGAGCUGUGCACUUAAAGAAUAGCAACCUACUUGCUUGUGCCCAAGUUUUGAUAUAUUUUCACGUGGUUGAGAAACACCACUUUAGAAGUUUAAAUUAUGUAAUUUAAACCAUUUUAUUUUAUAAAUUUGCAUUGACAAAUGAAAAUCUGGCCUCUGGAAGUUUCCAACACUUCAUAGAAAUCUGUAACAAAUUUUAAUUUCAGACAUUAAAAAUAGCAAGAAAAAUUGUUUAAAAAUUGGUUGUAGAAUUUUAUGGUCCAAAGAGUAAAGUGAAUUUUAAUGUUCUGAAACAUGUAACAGUAUCACAAGAAGUAUCAGGCUGCUUCUCAUAGGAAGACAUGCUUAGAAAUAACAUAUUUUUUUGUGGGUGCAAGCACACUUUUUAUUAAAUUGUUGGACUAUCUGUCCCCUUGUGUCAAGAGACAGCAGUGUAGGUAGCAUUUGUUGGUGGGGUUUGGGGGAGGGAAUGCCCCCUUCCCCUCCCUGUGUACAUCCCUGGCAAGACAGUUGUGAACUGUUGAGUUGUUUGGCUGUGUUUGCCUUCUGGCCGCUAGGUUUACUUGUUAAAAUAUGUUAGCCACCAGUUUGCAGUUCAAUUUUUUUUGUCUGAGGUAGAAUUGAAAAUUGAAUUAAUAGUGUUGUUCCGUAGCAAUACGUACAUAUCAUCAGUAUUGAAACCUGCUUGAAAACCAUAUAGCCAGAGCAUUAAUGUUUUACUAUCAGCAAAACAGGCUCAGAUUUUUUUUAUUAAAUAUCAUUACAGAGAGUUUUGUGCCUGAAAUAAAUUUGCCCUUGUCUAACUUGUGUGGGGGUUUUUGUGGCAAUUUAAGCAUGGUUACAAGUAGUACAUACCUAUCCAUAAGGUUUGCUAUGGGAUUUGCAUUGAAUUGCAAUUUGUCAAGAAUUUCGUGUUUCCUUGAGUUUUAAACAACAGUAUUAACUUUCUGGAGAUGAUGUUCCUGUAUUUGUUUAAAAAAGUUUUUUUUUUAAUAUGCAUUACUAAUCAAAUAAGUACUAAAAGGUGCCUGAUUUAUAAUUAGCAGUGUAGACUGGGUUGAUUGUGUGAGAUAUACAUAUUUCAGCAUAGUACAAUUUACACAGAUUUCAUUCAGUUUUUAAAAUUGAAUUUGUAACAAACUUUUAAUUAUAAUUUUGAAUUUAUAAUUUUAUGGAUAAAAAACUUCUAUUGGUUAUAAGAUGAAUACUUUUUUUUUGAUUGAUACAUAUUUUACGGUUCUCAGGGGAAAUUGUUUUUCAACAAUUAGGGAUGUUUAGAUUAUAGUAAUAUGUACCUACCUCAGAAUAGCAAAUAUCAGCAGAAACAUGAUUGUAAGUCAACAUUGUGUGCUUUGAAUCACAGCACAGAGUUCAACUGAUUAAUAGUAGAUGAGAUUUUGUUUAAGCUGUGUUUCAUUCUUCAAAUUUUUUAUGUUUUUAUCAUUUUAUUACUUUUGUUUCAGGGUAGUAACAUAAGUUUUAUUUAUUUUAGGUUUUAUUGAUAAAUAUGUCAUUAGAUACUACUGUUAACAACAUUAUCUGAUAACUGUAAUUUAAGAAAUACAUACAUAAUUAAAUUUGAUAUAUUAAUUGUUAUGCUCAUUAUUCAGUAAAAUGUUUAUUAUGCAUUUAAAAAAAAAAUUUGCAAUGCAUUCAACUAAAGAUUUUAAGUAUCUGUGUGAAUAUUAUACAUCAGGCACAAUAUAACAUGUAUAUUUCAGUAUGCAUUGUGUGGACCCAACUGUGCUAUGUAAAACACACCCCUUUACUUUAUUUAAGCCUUCAGUAGUCGAUGGCAGAAAAAGUUGUUUCAUCACAUGAGAGGGAUUUCUCCAUACCAUGUUUUUUUUUUCUGGUUACUCAUCUAGUAUAGUUUAUGCACUAAACGUUCUAUUCAUAUAUACUUCACUAUAUGUAAGCUAAUAAGUUUAUUUAAUUGAUGCAAAAAAGGAAAACAAUGAAAGAACCGUAACAAAUUAAGCAUAUUCAAGUUUUAUAUUUGUGACUUAUCAAAUAAAAUAGCCACGCCAGUUAAAAAAGAAAACAAAUAAAUUGAAUAAGCUCGAAACACAGCAAACAAUUUCCAUUCAAGCCCAUUUUAGGUUAAACAAUAAAGGUUAUUCUAGGAAUCUGUGAAAAAAUCCAAGCAUCAUUAGUUGCUUCAUGAGACUGUUGCAGGUAGAACAGGGGAAUAAUAAUAUGUUUAUUGGCUUAUCAUCAUGCAAUAUAAUUUAAAUUAAUACCAGUUUGUGAUGAAAGGCCAUAGAUGAACUCAGCUGCAGAGGAAACCAGAAUUCAGAUUGAAGGUGUCAAGAAAUACUCAUAAUUUUUUUUUUAAAGUGAAGGAAAUGCUUAUUUAGCGACCCCUGACAGGUUUGCAAUGGACACCUUGUAUGGGUUUUGCUCUUUGUUCCAAUUCUUGAUGUACAGGUGAUGACACGAUUUCUCUUUUAGGUUUCUCUACAAGUCACAAUUUUAAAUAAUGCUAACAAAAGUUAAGUGAUUGAAUAUAUAUGUAAAUCUCAUUGAAAAACCAAUUAUUUUAAAGAAGUUGUUUAAUCAUUAAUAGCUUUAGCUGAUAUUAUGUCUACUUUGUGAUGAGCUUUACCUGUACAUAUUGAAAGCCAAGGCGGCAGUUGUAAUGGUAUAUAUUUAGCAACUUGACAAUACUGUCAUGGAUAGAUAGAAUGAUAUUUUUAUAUGAAUUAUUUUAGCACUUAAAUAAUUUGGGAUUACAGUUAUAGGUUGUGUGUGCUUGCCAUUUGCUUGAAUACAGUUUUUUUUUUUUUUUUUUUUUUUUUUUUUAAUGCUAUGUUUUGAGAUUAUAUCUAGUUUGUACAAUGUACGUAUUUUAUGUUUUAGUUUUGUUAAUGAAAUAUAUUGCAUGUCACAUUAUUCAUCUUAAGAAAUAUUUUGUACGGAAAAGUUUGUAGGUGGAAGAAAAUAUUUUGUUAGUUUUAAUAGAAUAAAUUGAUGAGAAUGUAAUUUUUAUAAUGUGGUAUUUGUUUUUUGAAGCAAUUUUUACUGAAAUAAUUAUUUCUACCUAGAUGCCAAGCAAUUUCUUUCAUUUUCCUACUAUCUGCCCUUUCAAUGUUGGUUUAAAUUAAAUGGUUAUAUUCAAGUGUACCUAGUUCAAAUCUAUCCAUGGUUGAGCUUUUUCUGUAUCACAAUAUGAGGCAAUUUUUUUCAUUUCUAUCCAAAAGACCUUAAAAUAUGCUUAAAAAUCUAAUUAAAUUAUUAUUUAGGGUGGCCACUGUUUUGGCAAAACCAAAUUCCUCCCCCCCCCCCCCCCCAC